Molecule: messenger RNA, 954 nt
Organism: Cornus florida
Lineage: Eukaryota; Viridiplantae; Streptophyta; Magnoliopsida; Cornales; Cornaceae
Product: protein C2-DOMAIN ABA-RELATED 4-like
Exons: 3
Coding region: 270-773 (167 amino acids)
Source: RefSeq, a predicted model, not a curated record
UCUAGAAGGUGAGAUAAAAAAUUCCAAACGAACGCGUGAUCUUGUCAAACAAACUAAACUAUAACUCGGGUUGAAAAUGAUUCUGAAGUGGGUAUAAAAGCACCACAAUAGGUUAGAACAAGGAAUCAGAGCCACCACCCCCACCACCACCGUUUUUGUCCACUCCAAAGUCCCUCUGUUCUUUCUUAUAAACCAAACACAAACCUCUCUGUUCUUUCUUUCAUUUUCAAGUCAUCAACAGUUAUUAACUUGUGAAUCAACUUAUUGAAAUGGAACACUUGUUGGGUCUUCUCAGAAUUCACAUCCACAGAGGGGUAAAUCUUGCCGUCAGAGACCUGAAAAGCAGCGAUCCUUAUGUUAUUGUCCGGAUGGGCAAACAGAAAUUAAAGACACGGGUGAUUAAAAGGAAUGUCAAUCCCGAGUGGAAUGAAGAUUUAACUCUUUCCGUCGCAGACUCUAAUCUUCCAAUCAAGCUUGCAGUGUAUGAUAAGGACACAUUCACCCUUGACGACAAGAUGGGAGACGCAGAGUUUGACAUUAAACCAUUCCUAGAAGCAGUAAAAAUGCGGCUGGGGAACCUCCCUAGUGGAACCAUAAUAACCAGAGUAAAACCAGGCCGGGACAACUGCUUAGCAGAAGAGAGCAGCAUUGUGUGGGCUGAGGGCAAGGUCGUCCAAGAUAUGGUUCUUAGACUGCGAAACGUUGAGUGUGGUGAGGUUGAACUCCAGUUACAGUGGAUAGAUGUUCCGGGUUCCAGAGGUCUGGAUAUGUAAAUUAAGCUUUCUUAGUUUUUUUGCACGCAGUGUACAGGCUGGUUUCUGCUGGUGUCAUAGAAUGGCUCCAUAUGAGUUUUCUCUCAAAGUUGUUUUGUUUUUUUCAUUGACAUGUAAUGACAAUUUUUUGUAUUUGCAUGAUACCAUUUAACAAAAUAUAAUACCCUAUUACUUUCCGAAA